Messenger RNA from Gossypium arboreum, 4812 nucleotides. RefSeq lists its product as uncharacterized. Bases 727 to 1404 code for a protein of 225 amino acids. The transcript is spliced from 2 exons. Lineage: Eukaryota; Viridiplantae; Streptophyta; Magnoliopsida; Malvales; Malvaceae. Gene Ontology annotation, molecular function: nucleic acid binding; zinc ion binding. The record is from RefSeq and is a predicted model, not a curated record.
AGUGUUAAGAGCUCGGAGGUCGGAUUUGGUCGGAGACACAUCACACUGUCAACCUCAGGAUUUCGUAAUGUCAUCCGACCGAGCUCAAUCUGAGGAAGCUGGGAGUCAUGCUCCGGCUUCAGUACAAAGAGAAGAAACUAGCAGUAGAAGGCCCGAGACAGAGGGUCGAGGGGAGGAGGCAAAAAUAGCCUUCUUUCAAAUGAUGAAUGAAUGGUUUAAUCAAUACUUAAGAACUAACCCUGUAGUGCAGCAAGUUCAAGCUCUCCCUCCUGCUCCUCCACCGGUUCCCGAGAUCCCACAAGGUACAGUCUUGAAUCAUCGAAAAGGAAAGCUCCAAGAGAUAAAAUUGAAAAAUAUAAAGAAGAAUUUCGAGCAGCAGUUGAUGAUGAUUCCGAACGGGCUGAAUUCUGGUUAGAAAACACUACUCGGGUUCUGGAAGAAUUAUCUUGUACACCAGAAGAAUGUCUGAAAUGUGCCGUCUCACUGCUAAAAGAUACAGCUUACCAUUGGUGGAAUACUAAAGCUUCAGUUGUUCCGAAAGAAGAAAUUACAUGGGAAUUCUUUCAGACCGAGUUCAGAAAAAAAUAUAUCAGCCAGAGGUUCCUUGACCAGAAAAGAAAAGAAUUUCUUGAGCUAAAACAGGGCAAUAGAUCAGUAUCUGAAUAUGAAAGAGAAUUUGUUCGAUUGAGUAAAUAUGCUCGAGAAUGGGUACAGUCAGAAGCUGAAAUGUGCAAACGAUUCGAAGAAGGGUUGAAUGAAGACAUUAAGUUACUGAUCGAAAUUCUUGAAAUUCGAGAGUUUGCUACAUUGGCAGAGAGAGCUUAUAAAGCAGAAGAAUUGAGCAAAGAAAAGAAACAGGCUGAGAGGGAAGCUCGAAUUUUUAGUAAAAGACCGAUGGGAAAAUCCCAGUUUUCUGCUUCAAAGAAAUUGAAGAAAUAUCAGGAUCGUUCUACUUCAGCCAUUGGGUAUUCGGGCAAAGAGCGAGGUUCUCAACGCACUAAUCCAAGGCCUUCUACUCCAUCAGUGACCAGUGUUGGCAGUGUUGGCACUCCUAAACCGAGAUGCCAGUACUGUAAUAAAGCUCAUUUUGGUGAAUGCCGAUUUAAGAGUGGGGCUUGUUACCGAUGUGGUUCUUUUGACCAUUUCCUCAGAGAUUGUCCAGAAAGGGUUGAAAAAGAAGUUGAACAUAUAUCGAAGCCGAGUAAUCUAGUUUCGAGAGGCAGACCACCUCGACCAUCCGGUAAUGUUAGUGGUAGUCGAGGAGCUACAAAAGAUACUAUAGGUAGGCCUGAGGUACGAGCACCUGCUAGGACAUAUGCCAUUCGUGCCAGAGAAGAUGCUUCAAAGACCGAUGUUAUUAUGGUACAUUUUCUUUACUUGAUCUCGAUAUUCUGCAUUGAUUGAUCCCGGUUCUACGAUUCAUAUAUAUGUGUUAAACUUGCAAUUGUUAAAAUUUAUCUGUUGAACCUAUUGAAUUUGUGGUUAAAGUCUCGAACCCCCGGCGGUUUGUGUUGUGGAUAAAAUUUGUAAAAAUUGUCCACUGAUGGUAAGAGGUUAUUGUUUCCCGGCUGAUUUGAUGUUACUGCCAUUUGAUGAAUUUGACGUGAUAUUGGGUAUGGAUUGGUUAACCCAGCAUGAUGCGGUAGUAAAUUGUAAACAAAAAUAUAUUGUGCUAAAAUGUCAGAAUGGUGAGUUGCUCCGGGUUAAAUUUGAUCAAACAGAGGGGUUAUCUGAUAUGAUUUCGAUAAUGGCGCAUGAGGUAUGUCAAAAAGGGGUAUGAUGCUUACUUGGCUUAUGUACUCGACACCAAGGUAUCUGAGUCAAAGAUACAGGUAGUUCCAGUGGUAUGUGAAUUUUCCGAUGUGUUUCCAGAAGAAUUACCAGGAUUGCCACCAGAAAGAGAAGUGGAAUUUUCUAUAGAUUUGAUUCCGGGAACUACUCCGAUCUCCAUAGCUCCGUACCGGAUGGCUCCUAUAGAAUUAAAAGAGUUAAAGACACAGUUGCAAGAGCUUGUUGUGGGGUUUUGUUCGACCGAGUCAUUCACCUUGGGGUGCUCCGUUCUAUUUGUGAAAAAGAAAGAUGGGUCUUUGAGAUUGUGUAUCGACUACCGCGACUUAAUAAAGUAACCAUAAAGAAUAAGUAUCCGUUACCCCGGAUUGAUGAUUUAUUUUAUCAGCUGAAAGGUGCUACUAUGUUUUCAAAGAUUGAUCUUCGAUCAGGUUAUUAUCAGUUACGGGUAAAGGAGUCAGAUGUGUCAAAAAUAGCCUUUAGAACUAGGUACGGGUAUUAUGAGUUUUUAGUUAUGCCGUUUGGGCUAACUAAUGCACCUGCAGUAUUCAUGGAUUUGAUGAACCGGAUAUUCAGACCGUACUUAGACAGAUUUGUAGUAGUAUUCAUUGAUGAUAUUUUGGUUUAUUCUCGGGAUGAAGAAGAACAUGCAGAACAUUUGAGAAUUGUGUUGCAAAUUCUACGAGAGAAGCAGUUGUAUGCUAAAUUCAGUAAAUGUGAAUUUUGGCUUCGAGAAGUGGGUUUUCUUGGACACAUUGUAUCUGCCGAAGGCAUCAGGGUAGAUCCAAGUAAAAACUCAGCUAUUGUCAAUUGGAGUCCACCAAGAAUGUAUCCGAAGUUAGAAGUUUCUUGGGUUUAUUUGGUUAUUAUCGGAGAUUUGUACAGGGAUUCUCUAUGAUAGCUUCUCCAAUGACUCGAUUAUUGCAGAAAGAUGUAAAGUUCGAGUAGACUGAUGAAUGUCAACAAAGUUUCAACCGAUUGAAAGACCUAUUAACGAAAGCACCUAUAUUAGUGCAGCCUGAACCGGGUAAGGAAUUUGUUAUUUACAGUGAUGCCUCAUUAAAUGGUUUAGGUUGUGUUUUGAUGCAAGAAGGUAAAGUAAUAGCCUAUGCUUCAAGACAACUUAAACCACAUGAAAGAAAUUACCCAAUACAUGAUCUUGAAUUAGCUGCUAUUGUAUUUAUACCAAGAUAUGGCGGCAUUACUUGUACGGUGAGAAAUGUCAUAUUUAUAUUGAUCAUAAAAGCUUGAAAUAUUUGAUGACAUAGAAAGAUUUGAAUUUGAGACAGCGCAGGUGGCUUGAACUGAUAAAGGACUAUGAUUUGAUUAUUGAUUACCAUCCGGGUAAGGCUAAUGUUGUAGCUGAUGCUUUGAGCCGAAAAUCUCUGUUUGCUUUACGAGCUAUGAAUACCCGGUUAUCAUUGACUGAUGAUGGUUCAAUCCUAGCUGAAUUGAGAGCUAAACCGACAUUUUUACAACAAAUAUGUGAAGCUCAGAAGAAUGAUGAGAAGUUCUGAGUUAAACGGACACAAGUGUGAGUCGGUAAUGAUUCGAAUUUGAUUGGUUCGAUGAUUGUUUAUUAUUCGAGGUAGGGUAUGUGUACCUCGUAAUUGAGCUCAUCUGAGAAGAUUCUACGCGAGGCCCACGUAGUACUAUGUCCGUACAUCCGGGAGUAAUAAAAUGUAUAAUGAUAUGAAAAAGAUGUCUUGGUGGUCGGGAAUGAAACGUGAUAUCUCUGAGUUUGUAUCAAGGUGUUUAAUAUGUCAACAAGUUAAAGCUGAACAUCAGGUACCUUCGGGGUUACUUCAGCCAAUUACUAUACCGGAAUGGAAAUGGGAAAGAAUCACUAUGGAUUUUGUAUCGGGGCUACCUUUGUCUCCGAGGAAAAAAGAUGCUAUUUGGGUGAUUGUUGACCGAUUAACAAAGUCAGCUCACUUUAUUCCGGUACGUAUGGAUUAUUCUUUAGAUAAACUAGCUGAACUAUACAUAUCUGAGAUUGUCAGGUUACAUGGAGUGUCUGUCUCCAUUAUAUCAGAUAGAGAUCCCCGAUUUACGUCUCGUUUCUGGGACAAAUUGCAAGAAGCCUUGGGUACUCAGUUGUAUUUCAGCACUGCAUUUCAUCCUCGCAUGGAUGGUCAAUCUGAGCGUGUAAUUCAAGUAUUGGAAGAUAUGCUCCGAUGUUGUAUACUAGAGUUUGAAGGUAAUUGGGAGAGGUAUCUACCUUUGAUUGAAUUUGCUUACAAUAACAAUUAUCAGUCUAGUAUUAAAAUGGCUCCGUAUGAAGCUUUGUAUGGUAGAAAAUGUAGAACACCGUUAUAUUGGACAGAGCUCAGUGAAAGGAAGAUACAUGGGGUUGAUUUGAUCCGGGAAACAGAAGAAAAAGUAAAGGUUAUUCGAGAUAGUCUAAAAGCAGCUUCCGAUCGUCAAAAAUCAUAUGCCGACCUUAAGCGAAAAGAGAUUGAAUUUCAAGUCGGUGACAAGGUAUUUCUGAAAGUGUCUCCUUGGAAGAAAGUUCUUUGAUUUGGUUGAAAAGGUAAAUUGAGUCCAAGAUUUAUCAGGCCCUAUGAAAUCAUAGAAAGAAUUGGACCGGUCGCUUAUCGAUUGGCAUUACCAUCAGAACUUGAUAGAAUCCAUAAUGUUUUUCAUGUAUCUAUGUUACGACGAUAUCGAUCAGAUCCUUCACAUGUUAUUUCUCCGAUAGAAGUAGAGAUUCAACCGGAUAUGACUUACAGUGAAGAACCGGUCAAGAUAUUGGCACGGGAGACAAAAGAGCUUAGAAAUAAAAAGAUAAAUUUGGUGAAAGUAUUGUGGCAAAAGCACGGGAUUGAGGAAGCAACAUGGGAACCGGAGGAGGCAAUGAGGAAACAAUACCCAAACCUCUUUACUGGUAAGAUUUUCGAGGACGAAAAUCCUUAAAAGGGGGGGAGAGUUGUAAUGGCCUAAAUUCAAGGUUAUCGGAACAAUGGUUUCGUAACCAUAGAUCCGAUUUAAAGAGAAAUUUAUUUCAAUAUUUUUGCUUGAAAA